Jaminaea rosea is the source of this 2864-nucleotide messenger RNA. RefSeq lists its product as hypothetical. The transcript has a single exon. The record is from RefSeq and is a predicted model, not a curated record. Bases 339 to 2759 code for a protein of 806 amino acids. Lineage: Eukaryota; Fungi; Basidiomycota; Exobasidiomycetes; Microstromatales.
AGUGGCUCUUGGCCCCCACUGUACAUCAGCAGUCCUCGUCAUUCCGCCUUGGCAGAUCCCCGCAAACACGUGUGUGAGUGCCCAAUAGAGCCGAUUGCCGCCCCAUCGCCCCUCGUCCCAGGCCCUCGCCGCGGCAAAGUCGUAUCGGCGGUCGGGAGUGGGUGUUGCAACGCGCCUUGCCAUUCCCAGUCCGGCCGCGAGAUCCAGCGUCACGAAGCCGCUUCAUCGCGAGCUCGCAAUGACACCAGCGUAACACUCUGAUGCUGACACGCACUCGCGAAUACUGCACAGCAAUCCUUUCGAUAAAAACAUCGCCCUAGCAGCCCCCUUCUGAGCGUAUGGCCGACCCCUCGUCUCCGCUAUCCAUGGGGGACGACGGCGACCGACAUCCCAUGCUCCAUAGCGGCGGCGACGAUGCUGGACUCCAACGCAACGGCAACGGUCCCGUAGGGGCGCACUUCAGCCGCACAGCAUCCUCAGGUGUCUUCUCAGUAGCCUCCCUUUGCUCGCCAGACAACUCGGGCGUAUCAACGCCGCUGAGCACUGCAACACGGAGCCCGGACAAGAACGUCAAUACUCAGCGCGAAAUGAACGGCAGUAGUAGCAGCAGCAACAACAUCGACAAUGGCGCAGCGAACGGCUCGCAAGGAGAGGCAGCAACCAGUCGGGUGGAAAGCACAGAUGCUGCCGGUGACAAUGACGAGGCAGAUGCGGAGAGCGUUGUAGCCGUGGGCGGGCAGCCUGGGGGUGAUGAAGAGGGCGAGGACGAAGAUGACGAGGAGGGGGAAGGCGAGGGAGAGGGAGACGAGGAUGAGGACGACGAGGACGACGAGGAUGAAGAGGAUGACGACGAAGACGAUGAGGACGACGACGAGGACGACGACGACGGAGAUGACGUCUCAACGGCAUCCCAUGAAGCCCCAGCCAAGGAGGAAGCAGCCGACGGAUCCCAGCCUUCCGCAAAGGUCGACGCUGACGGGGACGCCGACAUGGUAUCAGCGCCAGCAGACGGAGCAGGUAGCAACGGCGACAGCACGGCGGCCGCGACCCCCAUCGCGGCGGCACCGAACGUCCUCACCGUCAAGAAGAAACAGAAGCGGAAGCAGCGAGAGCCCUCCGUCGACGUUUCUCUACCGAAGGGCCCUCCUCCUCUGCCUACCGUACGCUUCCAGAUCAAGGUCAGCACGGAGAACUACAUGGUCAAUGUUCCCGAGAAGCUGCACAAGAAGCUCAAGCAGGACAAUCACCCCUGGGCUGAGUGGUACGAGUCGCGCGAGGCAGGGCCGUCCAACUCCGGCGGCGCCGCAGCCUCGUCGUCUGCCAAGCCAGGUGGCGCAGGAUCACCGCCAGCAGAGGCAGAGUCUUUGGGAGACCUUGGACCAUUCGCUCAUCUCCUCAACAAGUACCCAGUCGGUGAGACGGGAGACAAGCCCAAGAGACGAAAGAAGCGCAGGAAGGAUGUCGAGGAGUACGACGUCAACGACCCGUUCGUCGACGACUCAGAGCUUCACGUUGAUGAACCUACGCACUCCGCCAAGCCCAUUUCGAAGGGCUUCUACGUGGCUGCUGGCGACAUUGAGCUCGAGAAGUUGCAGAAGAAGAGAGCAGGGGCCAAGGCGGCCGAUGGCGGCAGCCCUAAUGGACCCAUUGCAUCUGGCUCUGGCAGCGGUGGUGCUGGCGGUGGCAUGGCAGGAGUUGGCAUUGGAGGGGCUGGCGCACCUCCCUCGUACCUGAUCAACGGCACUCAGCUUGAGGUCUCCAACCGCAUGCUACAGCUACGGGCAGAAGAAAAGGGCCUCACUGAUACGCCCUCUCUCCCUCCUGAGAGCCUUGCCCCGGACGCUGUUGGUCUCGUCGACGCCUCAGCGCAGACCAAAGCCGCAGGCUCGCGAGACAGCCCCAUCAAAGUGGACGACGAGCCCGCCAACAAGAAGAAAAACUAUCCUACCAAACCCGUCGACCGGCGCCUCGCCGCCGAAUUUCAACAUAUCAAGAAUCUCGUUGCCUCCGAGGACUUUUCUGUCAAGCACAAGUUCCCUGUCACCCUCCGUCCUCCUUUGCGCAAGGCUGCUCGAGUGGCGUUGGAACUGGGAGAGUACAACGAGAACUUCUUCAACUACCUGCCCGCCAUCUUCCCUUAUAAUCGCUUCACAAUGAGCAAGCUGGUCAAGAGGGAGUUCUACGACGACCAUGCCGAGCUGCUGAAGCGCAAGCAGGAUGAGCUGCUUGACGAUCUGAGGGAGGCUGUACAGGAGGCGCUGCCUGCUCAUCGGGCCGAUUAUGAAGAGCAAAUGCAGAGAUGGAGGGAGCAGGGUGCGGUCGGCGGGCCAGGGGCCACAGCGGGAGCAGCAGGAAGCCCAACCAAUGGUACCAAUACGCCAGCGAUGGAAGGCGAGGCAGCCGCCGAGGGUGGUGACGACGAGGCGGCCGCAGCAUCCAAGUCUGGCGGCGAUUCUGCGCCUGUCCGCAAGUGGCGUUGGACAGAACGCAUGCGCGAAGACGUCUUCCAGAUCAUCCUCCUUGAGAACGGUCUCACCGAGCUACGCCAAGAGAAGGGCAGGCUGGAGAAUGUCACGGACCAGAUCAGCGAGCUCAACCAGCGCAAAGCGGCCUACAAGCGCAUGAUGGAGUGCUGGCCUUCUGAGGCUGGCGGAGAGGAGUGGACGACUACGACUGCUAUUUCGCGGGAGUUCAGUCUGACCAAGAAGAAGCACGAUCGCCAGAAUCACGCCAUGGUUGAGGCGAUGCAGAGUGGGUGAGGGCGAAAGUAGAAGGGCAAGUGUAGACCAAAGUCAAAUUCAUCGUGAUCGAAUCGGUCAUUGUGAUCGUCACCAAUGUGAGGAGUACACGUCGGUGUACCGCUG